Toxoplasma gondii ME49 is the source of this 498-nucleotide messenger RNA. RefSeq lists its product as hypothetical. NCBI's taxonomy places the organism in Eukaryota, Apicomplexa, Conoidasida, Eucoccidiorida, Sarcocystidae. The transcript has a single exon. The record is from RefSeq and is a predicted model, not a curated record. The coding region runs from base 1 to 498 and encodes 165 amino acids.
AUGCACAAGACCUUGACUCCAAACUGUUAUUUGUCCAAGAUCCACCACUCCAACCCAAUACGGACAACAUGUUAUCAGUCUCCCGACUGCGAAUUAACCAUGACAGUGAAUUUGUCCCUGCCCUCCAAUUUGCCAGAUCACCACACUAAUAACCUCUCCGCUGAAUGCGGCACCGGCAGCUACUCAACGGUCUCGACUCUUGGGCCUCAUCUGAGCAGCAGCUUUCAGAAGCGGGCUGGCAUCCGGGAAUGCCCCUCGACAAUUCAUCCCUCCCGAAUAAAUACAGAAUACCUUCAGAAAAAAGCCAUUCUGCGCCAUCGCACCACUGUUGAUUGGAACUUCGUAUUCCAGGUACUCCAAGACCCCCAACGAGUUCUCGGUCAAAACACGUGGCUCGAACCCGGUGUACUCUUGACAUCGCCUCCUUUAAGGCGCUCGUGGCGAACCACCACCGCACGACGAUUGGUGCCUGAAAGGGUACCGCCGGACAUAAAUUAA